This is a messenger RNA of Trypanosoma theileri, 1356 nucleotides long. RefSeq lists its product as uncharacterized. The record is from RefSeq and is a predicted model, not a curated record. NCBI's taxonomy places the organism in Eukaryota, Euglenozoa, Kinetoplastea, Trypanosomatida, Trypanosomatidae. Gene Ontology annotation, molecular function: protein binding. Bases 1 to 1356 code for a protein of 451 amino acids. The transcript has a single exon.
AUGUUUUUGCGUAAUCGAGGUCUUCACAGUUACCAAAGAGGAGGAUGGUGUCCAGGAUCAAAACAUCAAAAGCAUAUGUCUAUGAACCCGACGUUAUAUCUCUAUCGAUUUCCAGGCCCACAUGGACCAGGUCCAUACACUAUGAAGUACUGGUGGACGUUAGGAUGUUUUCCAACUGGUAGGGAGGUACCAUUUCGUUUGCAGGAAUUUUUGUCAACAUAUAAACAGGAGCAUGUUCCAAUUGAAGUGGAAGAGUGGCUUCAUUAUUUUGUAAAAAACCCUGCUUCUGAGCUUAUAAAUGCCUCUACAGAAUUGUUUGACGCUUUAGAAGCUUCUCCAGAAAUAGAGGCUACACGUGGUUAUAAAGCCAUACAACCAAGUGUAGUACCUUUACUCGAACCGAUAAAGAAAUUUGAGAAACAACUUGGAGUUAAAAUAUCUCCAGUUGGUGUUCGUGCAGUUAUAUCUAGUCCUUCGUUAAAAGAACGUUUUCUUGAUGAUUUAUAUGAGUACAGGGAAUUAAUUCGAACAGAAGGGAGUACCCCUCACCGACGUCUGGCUAAAAAAAAUUUUGAUGAUGCACUUCCUAUAUCUGAAGAAGAAAAAUUACACAUUGAAGGAGGGGAAUUUGAUUCUAUUGGAAAGGAACUAGGUAAUUUUGUAGGUGAUAUUGUUUCUCCUCCAGAAUGUACAGCUGCUGAUGAAAAAAAAUUAAUUCAGUUAUUCACAACCGUUUCCGAAGGCUGUAUAAGUAGUGGACACUACGAUGAAGCUACUUCUAUGCUUGCAGGUGCCUUAAUGUUUUGCCAUGAUGCAGAUACAGAGGCUGUUGCUCAUGCAAAUUUGGCAGUAGGGUUUCUAUUAAAUGGCGAAUUCAAAGAAGCAGAGUUUAAUGGUAGAGAAGCGGCACUCUUACAACCAAAACCGAAAUUAAAUUCUUCUGGUGGAGCUAGAGGUUAUGCGGCAUGGGCUACUGCUGUUGCAUACCAAGAUGACUUUGAGAAAGCGGAAUCUAUAGUACAGGAUGCACUUCGUAUACAUGAAGAUGACGAAUUACUAAAACAACUCUCUGCACAAAUUCGAGAGUUACGUACCACACAAAAAUUACUUUCUUCGAAUGGAGAAGUUCCUUAUUCUUUGAGAGGAAGUAAAAUACAUAUGCCUUCACAAAGAUCACGGGCUCUUGCUACCGGUAAUGGAAAAGGGUUUGAUAACGAAUUUGAUUGGAUAGUUUUUAAUAACAAAUUAUAUCCAAGCAAAAUGAAUCCAACAACAAAUGAAAUGGGAUCUGUAUUCCGUCGCGUAGGUAACUUGGGUUUAUUUAUUUCUACUUCAAUGUCCAUGGAACGAAUCUGA